UUCUCUUCCUGGUUGAAAAGAUGGCGGCUAAUCAAGCUUUGCGCCAAUUAGUCCCUCCAUCCCUGUCUGCUAAAGUUGAAGGCUCAUUUGCAUAUCUCACAGUGAGAGACAGGUUGCCGACCAUCCUGACAAGAGUCAUUGACACCAUCCAUCGCAACAAAAACAAGUUCUUUGAGGAGUUUGGAGAGGAGGGAGUCCAGGCAGAGAAGAGGACCAUUGGCUUUCUUUCUAAGCUGAGAAAUGAGCUGCUGACAGACAAGCCUGUCCUGGUUCUGUGUGACGGCCUGGAGGACACAGACAGCUGGAACCAGUACCUCCAGAGACAGCAGAGGCUACUGGGGGAGCGGGACCCCGUCAGCUGGUUCAAGUCCCCCUGGCUCUACAUAGAGUGCUACAUGUACCGCAGGAUACAGGAGGCCAUCUGGCUCAAUCCCCCCAUCAGCGACUUUGACGUGUUUAAUGAAAGCAAGACGCAGAGUUUCUUUGAGUCCCAACAGGCUGUGAUAUCCCUGUGUACAUAUCUACAGGGAUUCAACAGGAACAUGGACGACCUCUCAGAGACACAGCUCAUGGAGCAGUUCCACAAACUACUACAGGUGUCUCUGUGGGGUAACAGGUGUGACCUGUCCAUCUCUGCUGGCAUGGAGAACUCUCAGAAGGCCAGUCCCAUUGACUCCCUGUCUGACCUGAAGUCUUUUAUCCUGGUGGACGACUCCAACAUGGUGUGGUCUGCUCUGACCUCUGCCCAGAGACCAGGGGAGGACGGCAAAACCACCCCAGGGAGGGUGGACAUCGUCCUGGACAACGCUGGCUUCGAGCUGGUCACAGACCUGGUCCUCGCUAACUUCCUGGUGUCCGCUGGUCUGGCCAGGGAGGUCCGCUUCCAUGGCAAGUCCAUCCCCUGGUUUGUCUCCGACGUCACCGCGCACGACUUCCAGUGGACCAUCCGCCAGACCCUGGCGGCCAAUCACAAGUGGAUGUCCAAGAGCGGCGUCCAAUGGCAGAGCUACGUACGGGACGGCGUGUGGUCCUAUCACGACCACCCGUUCUGGACAAUGCCUCAUGAGUACUGUGACAUGGCGGGCGAUGCGCCUGACCUCUACGCGACACUGCAGGGAGCCGACCUGAUUCUGUUUAAAGGAGACCUGAACUACAGGAAGCUGACUGGGGACAGGGAGUGGGAUCACAUGGUGCCGUUUGAUAGGGCACUGAGGGGGUUCGGGCCAGCUCCCCUGUGCAGUCUGAGGACUCUGAAGGCUAACAUCCAGGUGGGGCUCCAGCCGGGGCAGGGGGAGAACCUCAACACCCAGGAGCCCAGCUGGAUGACCAGCGGGAAGUACGCUGUGGUCCAAUUCUCCAGCCCUCACAGGGAACAGUAGACCUGUCUGGGACAGGAAUUGACGUCAAUAUGUUCAUAAUAAGUGGUGUCAUCAUAAUCAGAGGAAGCAAGGGCGUGAGCAGGGCCAGUGUACUUGUAACCAUAUGCCAGGUUAGAGGUGUAGUAUGUUUUGUCUUAGAACUACCUAAUGUAUUUAAAUGAGGAGAGUGGUUUAAAGGAGGAUGAUAGAGGAUACUUUAAAAAGAGGAGGGUAGUUAAGUACGGAGUGGCUGCAGAUCCGACUUCUCUGGACCCGUCUUCUCGACAGCUAAAGGUUCGAAGCUUCUGUGAAUGUGUGGUAUCUCUACUUUACACACAGUCUCUGUUCUACUUGUUCAGCUGCCCAGAGAAGAGGCUACUCUGGCUAAAGGUGCUUGUUUAAUAAAGUUAGAUCAAACUUGAAUCAUUGUAAGAUUACAUAAAGAUAAUAUUCUACAGAACCAAAUAAAAUAGCAUAGUAUAACAUUACUCUAUUACAAAAAACACCUAAUUUCUUAUAUUUUAGGAUGAUUGUGCUAAUGGUCACGUUUUUCUCUCAUGCGGUCUAAACUCAGUGCACGCCACUCAGCAAAGGUAUGCUACAGUUUAAUACCAUCUGCAAAAAAAUGUGCUCAAGGUACAUAACUAAUUCAAAACACUGUAGCCUACUUCAAACAACACUGUAGCCUACACUCAAUAAUAUUUAAAUGCAUAUGCCCAUGAAACUGAUUGCGAGCAAAUGGUUGGCGUGCAGAUACUGCAUGGAUGUUUCACUGGUAAAACUUGAAGAAUUAUCAUUCACGAUUGACAGUGAGAAAUGCGAAGGGAGGGUGACCAGAAGUUUGGGUGUGCGUAGAGGUAAAGAAACACAUGCACAGAACGUGAGUCGGAUCUUCAGCUCUGGGGAAAGGGAUCCAGUGGGAUGGGGCUGUGACCUCCGGAUCCCCAGCCUCUGCCAUUUAAAUAAUGAUCAACUGGCAAAACUACAAAACAAUGACAUUUACUUCUCCCAUUUAACAAAUGUGUUGACGGUUGUUUACCAUCAUCCAGUACUAGGGUUGGCCUCCACCUCGAUUCCAUUUCAAAUCAGUCAAUUUAGAAGCAUUGAAAUUCCAAGUCAUGAAUUGAAACAUGCUUAUCUGAUCUUAAGUGACUUUUUCCCAACCAUAUUAUGUAAUUUAUGUAAUGUUUUUGUCUCCCCAACAGCGACUACACAAAAUAUAGAUUUGAGACACAUUUCAUUCAUAAUCAGAGGCAAUAAGAUGCAAGGUGCAAUUUUAACAUUUACAUGUUAAGUUGGCCUGUCAUGAAUAGUUUAGAAUUGUUAUUUUAAGUUGAGACCUUAUGUAAUACCAAAAGCCAGCGGCUACUUUUUUAGCCAAUUUUUUUUGCAUGAGCUUGGCAAGAAAAGAGUAACGUCCAUUACAGAGUAACUUGUGGUUGCUGGUAUUUUCUGGGUCUUAAUCAACGUCAUCAGUUUGUCUUGUCAAUUUAUUGCAUGCGUUUUUGUUAGCAUACAUGGGGGUUUGCACAGUGACCACAGUCCCGGAGUUUACAUUUUCAUAGUUAAAUAACUGAAGUUGAACUACAAGGUAAUGUACACACUCUGGAAAACUAUAGAUAAAUCAUAGUCUUUGGGGCAGUGCAAUCACACAUACAAGGCGUGUGUUGUUAAAAGAAUAGCACUAACACCUGUCUAAGUAUGUAUUUCUGUUUCUGUUUGAUAGUGCAAAAUGUUAUUUACUAAUGUCAUUAGAAUGUCUCUGUAACCAGUGCUGGUGCCGUUGUGAUCCUAAAUGACUGGAUUGUUCUCUUUGCAGAAAUCUGGAACAAAAAUUGUUAUAUUAUAACGGACUUGGUUUAAAUAAAGAACUUCAAUGACUGGUCUUA
Salvelinus namaycush (lake trout) is the source of this 3247-nucleotide messenger RNA. It is a transcript of the gene dcph1, whose product is annotated as acidic residue methyltransferase 1. Gene Ontology annotation, biological process: DNA damage response. NCBI's taxonomy places the organism in Eukaryota, Metazoa, Chordata, Actinopteri, Salmoniformes, Salmonidae. The record is from RefSeq and is a predicted model, not a curated record. The transcript is spliced from 5 exons. Gene Ontology annotation, molecular function: phosphatase activity. Gene Ontology annotation, cellular component: nucleus; cytoplasm. Bases 21 to 1379 code for a protein of 452 amino acids.